CAGACCGCCUUUCUUUGCAUCGUGCAUCAGCAAGUAGGGAAGGCUUAUGCAACGCCAACUCUACGACUUUUUGCAUUGUUAUUGCGCGGCUGUUGGGCUUUGCCUCGAUGUUUCAGUUUCUCGCCCCUAUGGCAAAUGGCUUGCCUCAGGUAUCCGCAUCGCCUUAACCCCGACGCUUAGAGACAGCGUACAGGAUGCGGCACAGCAGCGCAGUACCGGUGCCUAGCAGAGAUUGCUAACAUGUGAUCUAUCAUUUCCUACCCGGUAUCACCAUCGUAUUCGCUUUUCCGACGUCCCCCUAUUCAUCAGCGUCGAUGUACAUCUCCACACCUUCUUCGUCGCCUUCCUCCAUCCUCAAUCACGCGACUGCGGACUCAGUAUGUGGCUUCGAGGGCAAUAACGACAUCUACGGUAUCGGGAUCCGGAUCGGUAUCUAUGCGCAGAUCCUGGCUGUGUGGUUCGCAAACUACUUCCUCCUCUCGGAGGCCCAGGUACUCCGCGACUCUGUCAGCAUCUUCAGUGUCGCGAUCCUUAUCGUCGCGUUGAUCUACGCUUCUAACCCCACCGGUGUGUAUGCCGUGGAGGCAUUUGUCUUGCUGCAAAUUCUGGCAUGGAGUUGCAUGACGGGUGUGCGAGCCAAGUCCUCGUACAACAAAGCUACUUUUUCGCGCGGCAGCUUUCUGAGGAGAGUCAUGUGUGAGAUUGUUAACCUAGUGAAUAUAUGUCUGCAUGUUUGGUUUUGGUGGGCAGGGUUAGAUCAUAUGAAGAAGACGCCGUGUGGUACGUGGUUGAUGAUGUAUGUGGUCAAGACGGAUCUGUUUGGCUGGGCGAGGAAGGUGAUGAUGGCUAUGAGUCUGUUCGUGUUGCUUUGCACGAUCUAUUGGAUGGUUCUGGGGUUUCUGAAACCUUGGACUAGUUGGAAGGUCAAGGAAAAGAGAAGGCAGUUCGUCGAGGCGGUCAGGGCAUGGGAGGAGUCUCGGGGACAGAACUUUGGUGAAGAGGAUGUUGAGGGAAAGAACACAGUACCAGGUGAAGGCACUGGGAUGCAGGAUACCUCGAAACAGAAGUCAUCGCAUGACGAAUGUUCUCGAGCCUUAGGCUCUCGCUGCUUGCCCACAAGAUCGGAUUUCGGACAUGUCCGUCCGUUCAGUCUAGUUCGCACGCGUUCAGAUCCCCUGGCGCAACGAACAGCAGGGUGGAAACACUUCUCUCGCCUCAGCCACGAGGGAAACUCAACCCGAUCGUCUCUCAUAACUGUUCAGGAGGUCCCGUCGCCUACAACACUGACUUCGCUGUCGUCUUCUCACACCAACACAAGCGUCCCCCAAUCUUUACCGGACCUCUCCAUCAUCCAGGAAGUGUAUGAAAGCGAGCGAUACAUCCAACAAUGCGUUACAGCGAGUCCAUAUCAGAUGAGUUCCGACGGAAAACCUCUCACUUUUCCAGUCAUCGCACGCUCGAUCCUCUUCCCGAAGAAGUACCGCAGCGCAACUGCUGGGAAACCAGCACCGCCAUCUUGGUUCCACUGUCAACUAAACAGCUACAUAGCGUUCCUUACAUGUCGCUUCCCGCCCCAAGCUUUCGUCAUCUACUCGCAUCUACGACAAGCCCAUCUUCUCGAUCCGCUCAAUGGACCUUUCCAAACAUACGCCGCCAUAACAUAUACAUCAGCUCCUUCAACCCCGGAUGUCAUACCGCCAUGGACCUCGGUUUCAUUGGCUUCAUCUCUCUUGCUUACCAACCCUGCAAUGCCAAAGAAGAUCUGGCUGGGGUGGUACUACGCCAUUCUCGAUCUGCUUAUCCAUGUCAUUGUUAUCUUGCAGCUUGAGUUGACGUUGCAUUGGAAUCACGUGAGUGGUUUGAGUGGGCUGUGGACUAGUGUUGGGCAGUUGAUACCUUUCAUUAUUGGUGUUGGCGGGCUGGGGUUGGUGAUCACUAGAUGGAUGGUGCGGAUGUGGGUUAAGAGGGUGAUUGCAAGAGGUGAGAAGAGUGGGUGGGAAGUUGAUGUGGAAGAAGAUGAGAAACUCAACGAGGAUGUUGAGGAGUACAUUGUGGAUGGAUUGAAGGGUGGAAGAAAGCGUAUGCAGCAGAGCAAGCAGGAUCAAACAGAUGACGUAUGCUGGGAACAAGGACAAUACGAACAUAUUAAUGCCUUCACCCAUCUUGAAGCUACUUGAACUAGGAAAUCGCUUUUGCUUCGGGUUACAUGUGCUGCCAAAAGUUUUUCGCUAAGAUGAGGCAUGGAGUGGCAAAGCAAGGCAGGUCCCCCAACGCGUGCCCUGUACGCUCCUGUGCCGCAUCGCGCAUGGACACCGCCUCCUUCUACGCAUGUAUCCCAAACACCAGCUCUCUUGCUACGUUUCUUGUACGACAAUAAUUCCUACUUCUCCUCAGCAUUGAUAACUAUUAC
Alternaria rosae is the source of this 2410-nucleotide messenger RNA. RefSeq lists its product as uncharacterized. Lineage: Eukaryota; Fungi; Ascomycota; Dothideomycetes; Pleosporales; Pleosporaceae. The record is from RefSeq and is a predicted model, not a curated record. Bases 315 to 2177 code for a protein of 620 amino acids. The transcript has a single exon.